AUGAAGCAGAACUAUGGAACGGGGCAAGUCAGCGUUUUGGGCUUGCCAUGGUUUCAACCUGAACGUGGACAUAAAGGUCACUACCUGCUGGACUUGCUCGAGUACAAGACGACUGAGGAGAACUAUUGCAUGGUUUCAAUCGACGAGGAGGUCUUGCAAGCAGUGGACGCAGAGGUGCAGAUGGUAAGCGAUGAGCGGCAUCUGGAGUGGGGCAUUGAACCUACAAUCGACGUGGAGUGCAAGGUGAACUUCAACGAGGCGGAGACAGGUGAUUUGGAGGUGGACUACAACGAGAUCUACCACAUCGUGAAUGACCUGGUGAACCACUCUUUCAAGAAGCGUGAUUUGCGCUUCUGGGAAGUUUAUGUUGAUCAAGGGCAAUUGGCAACACACAUCGCUGAGAUGUACGAAGAUGUCACUGUCUCAACAUUCAGUCUUCCUGAGUGGGAUUUCAGUGUCAAAGCAACUCGUCAGAAGUUCAAGAAACUCCUUCAAACUGAAAAGCCGCACUUUGUAUGGAUGGCUCCUCCGUGCACAAAAUGGAGCCCAAUGCAAAGGAUCAACGUGAAGAACGAGAUGGAGGCUGAGCAGUUGAAGAACGUCAGAGAUGUGGAGGAGCAAAGCCAUUUGUCUUUGGUGGCCGACAGUUUUGAAGAGUGCAAAGUGAAUGAGGCUGGAGCCGCAAUGGAACACCCUGACCCAGCUGAGUCUUGGAGAACGAGCACUAUGGAAGCAAUGAAAGGUUACUUCGAGGCAGUGGUGGAUCGAUGCCGCACAGGCUUGGUCUACAUGCGCGAUGGAGAAGUGCUGGGCAAGGUGAGGAAAAGAACGAGAAUCAGAACUCUUUCUUUGAGACUUGCAAUGGCCAUGGAUCUUCCUUGUCAAUGCUUUCCACAACAACAUGUGCAAAUGAUUGGAAAGUCAGGUGCGUUGAAAGAGAUGCAAAACUAUGAAAAGGGUUUUGUCAAGCGAGCAGCAACUGCGAUCUAUGCAGAUAUGGAAGAUCGAUGGCGAAAGCGCGAGGUGGUGCAGAUCAUGGUGGCCGAAGAGAUGGAAGAGUUGGACACCAAUGAGGCAAAGAAGGAUGAUUGGCACACAGCCAAGAGCAACACAGCAUCAGCAAAACGAGUUGUGAGCAAACUUCAUCGACAGCUUGGUCAUCCAAACAAUGCCAAGCUGGUGAAGGCACUCAGAGAUGCCAACAUAGAUGAGACAGUGGUGGCACAAGCAGCUCAAUAUCGAUGUGACGUUUGUGAGGCACAUCGCUUCAAGUCUUUGGAAAAGCCGGCUGCUUUGAGCAAGGCUUCCUACUUCAAUGAGAUGAUUGAGAUGGACACUUUCCACAUUCGCUGGGGAGACACAAAGCACAAGAUCCUGGCGGUGAUUGAUGCCUACACUCGUUUUGAGGUGAACUCUAUCAUCCAGAGCGAAAGCAUGGAAGAAGAGAUCAAGGUGCUCAAAAAGCAGUGGUUGUCAUGGGCAGGGCAUCCAAAGAUCAUCAAGACUGACUCGUCAGGAGCUCAUAUGUCUGAGUUUUUCCAGGCUUGGUGCGAUGAGAGGCAAAUUCGUUUGAUUUUGGUCCCCAAAGAAGCGCAUCAUCAGUUGGGCCUGGUUGAGAGACUGCAUGCUGUCAGACGUCACCAGCUGGUUUUGAUGAAACCAGAGAAACCUGACCUGGAGAUCGAAGCAGCAGUUUUGUUGGCAUGCGAGCAGCGCAAUCGAUUGCGUUCGGUGCAUGGAGCUUCCCUAGUUGCUUUGGUUUUUGGAUACACGCCUGCACAGGCAGGCAUUGCUGAUGAGCCUCAUGGAGUUCGACCUGAUGGUCAUCCACGACAGCUGGAGGACACUGAGAACCGCAUCAUGGCAGCCAGAGCUUUCUACACUGCCAAUAACAGUGCAACCAUCCGACGAGCCCUUUUGGCCAAAAGUCGCAAAGAGCACACACCGCUGCAAGUUGGCGACUAUGCCUUUUACUGGAGAACAAGCAAUGACAAGUUGGAGCCUUCACGAUGGCGUGGACCCGCUCUGGUCUGUGCAGUUGAACCUCGCCAUGCAGACGAUGGAGUCUUGCGAACAGCAGUGUAUUGGCUCGCGCAUGGGUCGUCUUUGGUGCGAGCCGCUCCUGAACAUGUUCGGCUUGAAGUUUCCAGUGAACGGGCUGCACGCUUGGAAAGCUUGCCACAGACAGCAGCCCGCCAACCACUACAAGAGCAACUGGUGCAAGCGCUGAGGCCUGUCCGUGGUCCCAUCCGAUUUUUGGAUCUGGGCCCCCGUGGACCUCCUUCUGACGCACGAGGUGAUGGACUUGGACUUCAGGCGACGUCUGUUGAUGGUGAGGGCGCAGGGCCUGGUGAUUUGGAUUUCACACCAGUUCCUUCCUCCUCCCGUCCGGGCGAAGCCCCCUCAAAGCGGAAGAAGGUGGACAAAGAAGAGGCCAUGGAAAAGAAGCGCAAUCAAAAGUUGCAAGAACAGCUGACGAAAAAGGAGAAGCUCAAAGCAGAGACUGAACUCCAGAGAGCUGAAGCAAAGGUGGAACCCAAGCAGGACAUGGAGAUUGACAACAAGAGCGCGGAAAAGGCAGCUGCUUCUUCAUCUGAUGUGGUUGUGCCUGAUGAUCAACACAUGCAGGUGGACGGUCAGAUUGGCACCAAGUCACCAGAAAUGACGAGGCGCAACAGAUCCAGAAGCCCUCCUCCUAUGGAUGAAAUCCGAAAGUCGUACAAUGCAGCAAGACGGCUUGAUGGAUUGCCACCACGCCCAGAAGCGACCGACGAAGAGCUGCGACGAUGUCAACAAUGGUUUGUGGGCAUGGUGGAGGUCGUAGAGAUGGCGACCUAUGAGGGUGAUUUUGACGGUUCUUUUUGCACUUUUCGAGAUCGGCUAUGCGGUUUGGCAUCAAGGUUCAAGUUUGGAGCAUGGACUUUUGGCAACCGUUUGGACUUUUGCGGUGCCGAAGUCGAACAGAGUUUGGACUUUGAAACUGUUCAGAUCUCCAUGGCUGAGUACACCAAGAAAAUCAAGCCCUUGACCAUCAACAAGAAUCGAAAGACAAUGAGCUCAGACCCUUGCACAGAGGCAGAGCAAAGGCAGUUGCGCGCCAUUGUGGGCGCCAUGGCAUGGCCAGCUAACCAGUGCUUGCCCCAGAUUGCGGCAACUUGCAGUCUUCUUCAAGCAGCCGUUGCAAAUCCGACAGUUCUGGAUCUCGCUAUGGCAAACAAGGGCCUGAGGUUCUUGAAAGAUGUGGGAAAAGAAUACAAGAUGCAAAUCAGCCGGCAUUGUGAUCUGGCAGAGCUCAGGUUUGGAGCAUAUGCAGAUGCAGCAUGGGCAGUCCGCCCAGAUUCCACAAGCCAAGGUGGACAUCUUAUUUUCUUGGCUUCCCAGACAGAGAUCUCAGAAGGAAAGGCAAUGAAGCUCUCGAUCAUCGAUUGGGCAUCCAAGAAGCUUGGCCGUGUUUGCCGGUCGUCUCUCUCGGCAGAGGCACAGGCAUCUGCUGCAGCAGUCGAUGCGUUGGAGUGGAUACGCAUUUGCUGGGCAAUUUUGUUGUGGCCAACCAUCAAGUAUGACGAUGAGGCUGUGCUUUCUCACACGGGCGAAUCCCCGGUCUUGACGGACGCAAAGGCAUUGUUCGACUCUGUCAACAGCUUGACCCAGGCAAAAGUGACGGACAAGAGGACAGCGAUUGAAGUCAGCAUCAUUCGUGAUCGUCUUCGUGCCAUGCUGUCAAAGAUGAAAUGGGUGAACUCAGGGCAGCAGUUGGCGGAUGGCUUGACGAAACUUCAGGCGAGAGAACAAUUUGCUUAUUUGUUGGCGAGGGGCAUUCAUCGUUUGGUUUUUGAUGAGGAGUUCACAGCAGACAAGAAGAUUGGCUAUGAUGCCAAGAAGAAAGAGCAAAUGGAGAUGGAAGGUUUGGCGAAAGAGAUGUUUGAUGGACAAGUUUUCAUGGCAGAAGAGGAGAAAACCGAGGGCACUUGCAAGCUUCGUGGAUGUGGAAAGAAAAUCGACGGAGCCAAUCCAAGCAAUCAGUUUUGCAGCAGGCGCCACUACUAUUUGGACUAUCAUCGAAAAUUUGGGCACAGUGAUGAUUGGAAAAAGGCAGCGACUCGCGCUGUCGCAAUUGUGGCUGCUGCUGAGAUGUGUGGCGCAGAAGCCAUGAAGCUGGAAAGGAUCGAGCGUGAUGCAGACGAAGAUUGGAAGACCCUCACAACGUUUUUGGUGAUCAUCAUUUUUGCGUUUGUGGGUUUUUAUGACUGCAUGAAAAAGAUCAAAGAGGUUUUCAAGUAUUUCUUGAUCCAAUCGAACCUGGAGGUCCCUGUGGCGAAUGACACUCCUGAGAAUGCCAUUGCUUUUGUGAAUGUCAACAUGCCUGAAGAGAUCUACUCAUCACGACGCCAUGGUGAUGAGAUGCAGAAUGACACGCGGCGUGGUGAUGAGAUGCAGAAUGACACGCGGCGUGGCGUUGAGAUUGGCAUAGGCAUGCAACUGGCAAAUCCUCCCAAAAGAGAUGUCAGCGUGGGAAGUAGCGAGGACAGUGACACGCCAAAGUCAGUUCAAGCAACAGAAAGUGAUCCGGUGAUGUGCCAUCAUGUGAUGGUGAACUGGCGAGGCACCAAUGGACAUCAGUGGCAAUGGAAUUGUGAAUCAUGCGACAUGGUAGAGAAAGUACCCAAGAGAGCAGGCGCUGAAGCACCGAAUCCAGCUGACAAACCUAGGCUGGUGAAGAUUCCACGGGCAACUGAUGGUCCCAGAGCACGUCACAUCAGAAAAUUGCGCGACAAGUUGAUUGGUGAAAUGAUCAUCCAGACUCCAUUGACUUUUGACCGAAAGUCAUCUCAACCAAAAUUUGAACUGGUGCCAAAGCACGUUCACGGAGCAGCGAGACAUCUUAGCCAGUUUGAAGAUCGAGCGAUGGUCGUUGAAGUGAAGAAGCACGACCUGCCGAAGAAGUUCCGUGGUCGAGUGGUCUGUAUUGGUCAUGAUGUGGAUCUGGCACUGGUGCGGGUGGAUGAUGAAAGAUUCUGGUGCCAUCCCAACGUCUUGCUGCCGGUGACCUUCAGCGCCGACACUUUCGCAGAGCUCUACAGCGAAGUUCGAGCAGUGGGGUUUCCAACUGGUGGCAGCACAAUUUGUGUGAGUAAAGGUGUGGUGCCGCGUGUCGACGCGCAGAUCUAUGUGCACUCCCGAUCCAAAGGGGUGGCGCAUGACACACUGAACAGUCCCGGGCGCUUGCCCAUCAUCCAGAUCGAUGCGGCCAUCAACCCUGGAAAUUCUGGAGGUCCAACGUUUGAUAUCACGAACAACGUGAUUGGUGUUGCAUCUUCAGGGUUACCCAAAGCACAGAAUGUGGGAUAUAUCAUUCCCACCAAGAUUGCCAUGGUCUUCCUGAAGGAGUACCUGAGCCAGGGUUCUUGGAGUGGUAUUUGUGAAACUGGUUUGGAAACCAUACCUCUUGAAAACGAUGCCAUGCGGGAAUUCCUGCGGAUGGGUCAGCGAACAGGCGUCCGUGUCGUCUCUGUGGCACCUUUGGGCGCGGCGCAAGGGAAGAUUCACUCGGGUGACAUCUUGGUUGAGGUUGACGGUCUGGCAGUGAGUAACGAGCACACAGUGCCUUUGCAGCUGGGUGAACAGAAAGUGGAUCUCGAUUACGGGGUACUCAUCAGUCAGAAGCAGAAGGGCGAGAUCACUUUGAUCAAGGUCCUGAGAAAUGGAGAAGAGAUUGAGCAGCAGAUUGUUUUCGCGCCCAUUCCUCCUCUCGCACGGCGCUUUGACCGAUAUGACAGUUCCCCCAGGUACCUGCUAGUGGGUGGCCUGGUCUUUUCCGUUAUGUCUCUGCCCCUGUUCAACGAGUUCUGCGAGCUGCGCCGGGUGCCUUGGCUUCGAAACAUCAUUUCGCAGCUGGAAACGCAGCCGGUCACCAAGCAGAAUGGGAGUCUUGAGCCAGUUUGGGGGGACUGCAGCAUUAGAGGACUCUGUGAUAUGGGGUCUUGA
Messenger RNA from Cladocopium goreaui, 5985 nucleotides. NCBI's taxonomy places the organism in Eukaryota, Dinophyceae, Suessiales, Symbiodiniaceae. The record is from the annotation of a GenBank genome assembly.